AUGCAGUCGCUUUUGCAGUAUCGAAGGGCUGGUGCUGCGGCUCAGGCGCAGAUUGAUCGCGACAUCGGCAAGGCGAGACAGCAUACGGCGCCGAAUGCUGGACACGAUGUUGAAGCUGGUCGAAAGUCAUUGCAUGAAAAGGAUGAGCCGAAUGCUGGACGGUUACCCCCAAUCACGGAAGCCGAUACUUAUGCUUCCAGCGAUGAGAUACCCGAGCGGUCGCUGCAGCAGACUGUGACGGCUCAAACCAUUCGACAAUGCAUGUCUGGGGGUAUCGCUUUGGGCCAGGUCCUCACAGGAAUUAAUGUCCAGGAUCACAAGAACGACAAAGGCCAGGAUGGAAAAGUCUUCGUGGUCAACUGGGAGGGCCCUGAAGAUCCUCUUGAUCCUCACAACUGGUCUAUCGGAAGACGGAUUGGCGUGACUCUGCAGAUCUCCAUCAUUGCUCUUUUUGUCGGAGCAGCCUCCGGUAUUGAUGCGACUGUUCUUCCUCAGGCGGCAGAGUCUCUUGGAGUCAGCGAAGUUGCUGAAUCGCUCGCGACAGGCCUUUAUUUGGUUGGAAUGGGUCUCGGAUCGCUGAUAGCAGGUCCCUUCUCCGAGACCUUCGGCAGAAACGCAGUUUACAGCUUCUCCAUGGCAAUCUUCAUGAUUUGGAUCAUGGCAUCGGCACUUGCGCCCAACUUUGGCGCCCAGAUCACCUUCCGCUUCCUGGCUGGCUGCUCAGCUUCAACGCCACUCGUUUGCUCUGGAGGUUCUAUAGCUGACAUGUACAACAGUCUCGAAAAGACCUGGACCUUUCCUCUGUAUGCCGUCGCUGGCUUUGGCGGUCCAAUGCUGGGUGCUGUCAUGGGCGCUUAUAUCGGGCCGUCAAGCGCUGUGAGCUGGCGAUGGACUGAGUGGACCAUGCUCAUCGCAUCAGGACUUGUCCUUGUACUAGUUCUGCUUUUCAUGCCUGAGACUUACGGUCCGCUUCUCUUGCAGUGGAAAGCUGCUCAUUAUCGAAGGAUCACGGGAGACGACCGGUUUCGAUGCCAGCAUGAAAUUGCUGGUGCUAGCCUCUUCAGCAGGUUGAAGGUCAGCAUGACGCGCCCCUUUCUGAUGCUGACUGAACCCAUAAUCAUCGCCAUGACACUGUACAUCAGUGUUCUUUACAUCGUACUGUUCACUUUCCUUGCUGGUUGGCCGUAUAUCUUUGAGAAGACGUAUGGUGUCGAUCAGGGACUCGCCAACAUUAUCUUCAUCGCCAUGUUUCUUGGAACGCAGAUCAACUUCGCUUUCGUCCCUAUCGUCUACCGCAGGACAUUGCGAGCGACCCAGAACCAGGGAGACGGCCACUUCAAACCGGAGAUACGUCUCUGGUACGCCAUGCUCGGCGCAGCUGCCGCGAUCCCCAUCUCGCUCUUUUGGCUCGGCUGGACAAAUUACUCUAGCAUCAGUAUCUGGUCCGCCAUCUUUGCUGUUGUUCUGUUCGGAUACGGAGUCACGGGCAUCUUUAUCUGCGUUUACAUGUAUAUUAUCGACUCUUACGAGAUAUACUCGGCGUCAGCGCUGACAUUCGUGUCUUUGACGCGUUAUAUGAUCGCUGGAGGAAUGACGGUGGUGGGCAUUCCGUUUUACGAGAACAUGGGAACCCAUUACACAUUGACCAUCAUGGCAUGUUUCUCGGUGGUAUUGGCAGCGAUUCCCUACGUGCUGUACUUUUAUGGACACAAGAUAAGGGCGAAGAGCAAGUACGCAUUCACACACUAG
Fusarium tjaetaba is the source of this 1749-nucleotide messenger RNA. Its product is annotated as multidrug resistance. Lineage: Eukaryota; Fungi; Ascomycota; Sordariomycetes; Hypocreales; Nectriaceae. The transcript is spliced from 2 exons. Bases 1 to 1749 code for a protein of 582 amino acids. Gene Ontology annotation, molecular function: transmembrane transporter activity. The record is from RefSeq and is a predicted model, not a curated record. Gene Ontology annotation, biological process: transmembrane transport.